UAUGCAAACAAGAGUACGGACAAAGUAGUCCUUGUGUGAAAAGCUCCAAAGAGACCUUACAAGUACGCAUAGAACCACAAGUUAAUAUCACUCGAAAAACACACCACAAAGACAUUUCACUCCAGAUGAAUAGAAAGGGUUGUGACAUUGAAGCAACAGGCAUCAACUACACCAUCUACACUCAAAAACCACAACCCCCUUUCAAGAUCUUUAACAAAGAUCAACAAGUUACACAACAUCAACAACCCUUUCCUGAUCCUGACACCAACCCCAGAGCUCGUCGGGUUCUUCGCGAAGUAAGUUGCCAUGCGAAACCAUGGGAGGUCCUUGCCAUUGUGGGCCCUAGUGGCGCCGGAAAAUCAUCUCUGCUUGAGAUCCUUGCCGGAAAACUCACUCCACAAACGGCAACCAUCUAUGUCAACCAAAAACCGGUGGACAAGUCAAGAUUCAAGAAGACUUCAGGGUAUGUUACGCAAAAGGAUACCUUGUUCCCUCUACUCACAGUCGAAGAAACACUAGUUUUUACAGCUAAGCUCCGACUUAACCUUCCUAACGUUGAGCUGAGAUCACGGGUCAAGUCGUUAAUCCAGGAACUUGGGUUGACCCAUGUGGCAAAUGCACGUGUUGGGGAUGAUCGGGUUCGUGGGAUUUCAGGCGGAGAGCGACGGCGGGUUUCUAUAGGAGUUGCGGUGGUUCAUGACCCGGAAGUGGUGAUUCUCGAUGAACCCACUUCGGGGUUGGAUAGUAACUGCGCGUUUCAGAUCAUAGACAUGGUCAAAACCAUGGCUGAGACUAGAGGCAAGACUGUGAUCCUUAGCAUCCAUCAGCCGGGUUUCAGAAUCAUCAAGCUUUUCAAUUCAAUAUUACUCUUGGCAAACGGCACCGUUUUGCACCAAGGAACAGUUGAUGAACUCAACCUCUCUCUACGGCUCAUUGGGCUUGAGCCACCUCUUCAUGUUAACAUCGUGGAGUUUGCAAUAGAUUCAAUUGAUUCGAUACAACAACAAAAGAACCAAAAGUUAUCAAAUCUUGAACAAGAUAUAAUUACUGCUUCAACAAACAGAAUCACACAAGGUAAAUUCACUUUACAACAACUCUUUCAACAAUCAAAAGUAAUCGACCUAGACCACGAUCACGAAGACAACAAAGAUCAAGAACAAGGACAAGACCAAAUGAUUACAGAUGGCUUCGCAAAUUCAAGAUUCUUCGAAGCAGUAAUCUUGACUCAUCGAUUCUGGAAGAAUAUUUCUCGAACAAAAGAGCUUUUCGCAUAUCGAACUCUCCAAAUGCUCGUAUCAGGUUUGAUCCUAGGCUCGAUCUUUUACAACCUAGACAUGGACUUGAUCGGGGCUCAAGAAAGGGUAGGUUUAUUUGCAUUCAUUUUAACAUUUUUGCUAUCAACGACAGUAGAAGCUCUACCAGUUUUCUUGCAAGAAAGGGAAAUAUUAAUGAAGGAAACUUCAUGCGGAAGUUAUCGAGUUUCUUCAUACGCAAUAGCAAACGGACUUGUAUACUUGCCAUUUUUGCUAAUUCUUGCGGUUUUAUUUGCCACCCCAUUAUACUGGUUAGUCGGGUUGAACCCUAGUUUCUUUGCAUUCUCGAGGUUCCUCCUCUUGAUCUGGUUGAUUCUCUACACCGCGAAUUCGGUGGUGGUGUGUUUUAGCGCACUGGUUCCGAAUUUCAUCGUGGGAAACUCAGUGAUAUCAGGUGUGAUUGGAUCUUUCUUCCUGUUUUCGGGUUACUUUGUGUCGAAACAAGGUACGCCAAAGUACUGGAUAUUCAUGCACUAUAUUUCAUUGUUCAAGUAUCCAUUUGAAGGAUUGUUGAUGAAUGAGUUCUCUGGUGAUGCUGAAGGCAAGUGUUUGGAGUAUCUGUUUGGAAAGUGUUUGGUGAGUGGUGAAGAUGUGUUGAGGGAACAAGGAGGUUAUGAGGAUGAUGGUAAGUGGAAGAAUUUUGUGAUUAUGGUGUGUUUUAUUUUGGUUUAUAGGUUUAUUUCAUAUGUGAUUCUUAGGGUCAGAUGCUCCCAAAGGGGACUUAAAGGUGCCCUUCUUUGAAUUUUUUUGGACAUUUGUAGUCUUAAUUAUUGAAAAAAGUGCAUGAAAUAUUAAGCUAA
Lactuca sativa (garden lettuce) is the source of this 2113-nucleotide messenger RNA. It is a transcript of the gene ABCG5, whose product is annotated as ABC-2 type transporter family protein. The record is from RefSeq and is a predicted model, not a curated record. Gene Ontology annotation, cellular component: membrane. Lineage: Eukaryota; Viridiplantae; Streptophyta; Magnoliopsida; Asterales; Asteraceae. Gene Ontology annotation, molecular function: ABC-type transporter activity; ATP binding; ATP hydrolysis activity. Gene Ontology annotation, biological process: transmembrane transport.